Molecule: messenger RNA, 2064 nt
Organism: Klebsormidium nitens
Lineage: Eukaryota; Viridiplantae; Streptophyta; Klebsormidiophyceae; Klebsormidiales; Klebsormidiaceae
Source: the annotation of a GenBank genome assembly
AUGCCCGAUCUACAGGACUGCAUGAUAAAGAAUGUCAGAGAGAAGGACGCUUGCACGCUGGAAUGGCAUCCGAAGCAGAGAGUCUUGGCCAUUGCUUGGAAAGAUGGCGGAGUGUCUCUGUGGAAGGAGCAGGACAGAAAGCUGGCAGAUGACACCAGCGGCCACAAAAGGCCAGUCAGCUGCAUGGCAUGGAAUGCAGAGGGGACGCGCCUAGUCACUGGAGACCAGGAAGGGAAGCUGGUGGUCUGGAAGAUGGAUCUGAGGGGCAAGCCCACCGCUGUCUCCAGAUACGCAGAGAAGCAGGACGCUGUGAUCAGCCAUAUACGCUUUGACACCUGUGCAGCACCCCCUGCAGAUUUUGUGGAUCCCAACCUUCCCCCGCCGUGCCCUCCCUUCUACUAUGCUGCCUCCUCACCUGGAAAGGGCGCAAUCUGCCAUGCAGACGACCGGGGUAAACGCGUUCCGGCCUUUGAGGUCGACUGCGAGGUCCUGGCGGCGCUCUACUACCCAGAGCGGAACGGAAUGGUCGUCAUCACCGCCAGCUUUACGCUUACUGUGCAUGUGCGCAACGACAGCAAAUGGACGCCAGCUACGAAAGUGAAGCUCAAUAAGGCCCCUGACGUCACCGCGCUCCAGGCCACGUGGGCCGGCGCGCACCUGCUCGCGCUCGCCUCGGACAAAGACGUCUCGGUCCACUUGACCAACCUCGAAACCGAAGAAAACUCGAUUCUGGAGCUACCGGCAGCCGUGGAAAAGUCGAAGAAGGGGAAGAAAGAGGCGGCCAAGAUUGCGGCGGUCGCGUUCCACGAGCGAACGCAAACUCUGACUAUCGGCGCUACUGAUGGCGUCGUCCACAUGUGGAAGUCGCGCGCGGCCUUCGGAGCCGCGUCGCCUCGUACCGCGCUCUCCGCGGCCGCGGAAGGCGCCGAAACCGACUGGGAGCCGCUGCCCGCCGUCGACGUUGCGAGCAAGAUUGCUGUGUUGAGAUGGGCGGCGAGCGAUGACGUCAUCGCCGCGAUGACGCAAGAAGGUCUACAAUCGCUGAUCCGAUAUCCGUUGGCGAGGCGACUGAAGGGCGGGAUGGCGCUGCUACAAACUGGCCCCAGCAGGGUGGCCGUCGAAAGCGUUGACGGGACAAACAGCCAGACGUUCGAGAGCCCGCUUCAGAUAACUGGAGUCGACUUCUCCGAAGGGCGAGCGCUGGUUUGGGGCAAGCAGAAGGCUGAGGUGUACGAGCUAAACGUGGCGGGCAUACAGAGGCAGGCCGAGUUUGACAUCCGGCCGGGAGCAUGCUGCGCCAUUGGUCGAGAGUUUGUGUACCGAACGGCAGGGAACGUUGUGGAAGUAUGUUCGAUGCAGGGCACGGUUAAGCAAACCCUGCCCCUUGACGAGGCGCACGGGAGCGCCUCCUGCGUCGACGUGCAUGGGGACACCCUGGCGAUUGCCACGUCGACAGGUUUCAUCAAGCUGUGGCGAAUCAACGGCCGAGAUUUGAAGCCGAUCGGCCCCGGCGCGGGACGGAGGGUGGAGAUGGGCCCGGAGCCGCCGGGGCCGAUCGUGUCCGUCCGAUGCAAUUGUACGGGUACAAAGGUCAGCGUGCUCGCGAGCGAAUCGGACGGCUCCCGGCGGCCCGACUCGAGGCUGUUCGUUUACGAGGUGGAGCUGGAUGCAUUUCAAGUGUACGACUUCAAGCAGUCGCGCAGGCGACCUAUCAACCACACGUGGGACGGGGAGGAAGCGCGGAUGGUCGCGGUCGAAACAGAGCCGGAUUCGGACGCCUCCAAUCCGGACGGCCUUACCGUCAGCCGCGAGGCGGACGUCCAAGUCACGACGCUGUUUGCGACCGGGGAGCACGGCCUUCUGUACCAGGACAAGGUCGACGCGGACCCUUCUUGGAGCGCCCUCGUCGGCCUCCACGUACCCUUCCUUUUCUUCGCAUCGAAGCCUCCAAACCCGCAGCCACUUUUGCGCGUGCCCAUGCGCGAUUUCGCGGGCAUGGAGUCCGUCGACGCGCGGACGAGACGCGCACUUCUGGACUUCAGCUACCAGGUAAGAAGAGAGUAG